UAUACUAUCAUGGAUAUGUAGUGAUUAAGAGCUUCGUAGUUUAAUUAACUACUGUUGCACUUCUUCCAUUUUAGAUUUAGUACUGGAAUUACAUAGAAUACGAGUGAAUGAAUUUGAGUGAUAGUGGUUCCUGUUUGUUCAAUGGUGCCUAAAGCUGCGAAAUAGUAUGUUGAUAUUUGAUGAUUUUGUGAACUGCGCAAAGAAUAAGAUGACAAGUGUCGCUUAUAGUUACAUGACCCUGGAUACUGUUGCACAUGGUGGUGUUCCUGGAAACCAGAAGUCGUCAGCAUACCGACAGCAACAUUCCAGGGAAAGUUCUGUCACUAGUGGAAGUUUAAGUAGAAAUAGUUCAUCAAAAAGGCGGAAGAAAAAGAAAUGCGAUUCCAAAAAUAAGGUGAAGGUACAAAUUUGUGUGCAGUUCUUCAAAGUUGGAGAGAUCGACACACUUAAAGAACAAUUUACUGCAGAUGUGAUAGUGAAAGCUAAAUGGAGGGAACCUAACUUAGAUGGGCAAAAUAAAACGUCUGAAUCCACAGAAUUCAACAAGCUCUGGAACCCCAAGUUGUACAUUGAGAACUCUCUCGGCGACCCAAAGGAACAAAUCCGAUAUCGCCUACUAUACAAUGACAAAGGGGAGGCAUUCGUUACAGAGAAGAGGGUCAUUAAGGGAACAUUCAUGGAGAAUUUGGAAUUGGAUGACUUCCCAUUCGACGUUCAGGAUUUAACCAUCACUGUUGCCUCAGAACUGCCAUCAUAUGAAGUGGAACUAAUAGAAGAUUUAGACGACCACCACGUGGUCAAUAAGCAAUCGUUUGUUGAUGAACAAGAAUGGCAUUUAUAUAUGCAUACCGAGUGCUCUCGAAGGGACCUUGUGAUUGACCAAGCGGACAAUAGUGUCCGGCGCUCGGCUCUUUCCGUCAAAUGUCGUGCUGCUCGAAGACCGGGCUAUUUUGUAUGGAAUAUAUUUCUUGUCACAUUUUUAAUAUGUACCUUAGCUUUUGCUACGUUUUCGGUGAAGAAAACAUUACCCCAAAAUCGCCUCCAGUUGUCUUUCACUUUAGUUCUCACAGCAGUGGCUUUUAAAUCAGUCGUCAAUUCCAGUCUACCAAGGAUAUCCUAUCUAACGUACAUGGAUAAAUACCUGCUAGCAGCAAUGAUAAUGCUGUCAGCAGUGUGUGUGUGGCAUGCAUUGGUCACUGUUGUCCAAGAAACCAUCGCUGACCGGGCGGAAACAAUUGUUCUCAUCGUACUUGGAAUCAUCUAUGUCAUCUACAACGUCGGUUUCCUCAUUAUUAUUUACCUCUAUCCAUGGAAGAAAAGAAGAACGAUGGCUCAAAAGGACAGAGAUUACACUGUACACUGUGCAGUACAACAUUCUGCGUCAAUGCUAGAAAAAUCCUAUUCGUAUAGAGGACGAAGGAAAUUAUCAUCACUUCUGAAACAAGCAGGAAGGACUACGUCUUGUGAAGAGCAAGUUGUAACACGGGAAGGCGACACCGGAUGUGGCCUUUCUGAUGUGAUCAGUUCUGACGAGCCGUCUGUUGUCGACUUACACACAGUCACGGUGGGCAUGCAGAAUGACCAUGAGAGUGACAGAGAAAACCAAAAACUGAAAUCCAAAGAAAUCCGAAAAAAAUGUACACCCCAGGUGUGACUUUUGUAAGGAACGAAUGAUCAGCACAUGUCAGUGUUCAUUCCAUUCGUCUUUAGUUCAUUGUUUAAUUGUUGUUUUAAAAAAGGUGUUAUGCAAAUCAUAGACAUCAAACUUGAUGUUUUAAUGACGAUUUACAGGUGCAAGUGAUUUUUUGUUAAAUCAGAGAAUUUUACCUCCCAUAUAAUGGCAUGUGUAGAUAUGACGGGGAGAUUUUGAGAAAGUUUACCUGUUAAUACCUAAUAAAUGAAUACUAUACUUA
Saccostrea echinata is the source of this 1913-nucleotide messenger RNA. RefSeq names its product cys-loop ligand-gated ion channel-like. The coding region runs from base 167 to 1654 and encodes 495 amino acids. The record is from RefSeq and is a predicted model, not a curated record. The transcript has 10 exons. Gene Ontology annotation, cellular component: synapse; neuron projection; membrane. NCBI's taxonomy places the organism in Eukaryota, Metazoa, Mollusca, Bivalvia, Ostreida, Ostreidae. Gene Ontology annotation, molecular function: neurotransmitter receptor activity; transmembrane signaling receptor activity; extracellular ligand-gated monoatomic ion channel activity. Gene Ontology annotation, biological process: monoatomic ion transmembrane transport; signal transduction; regulation of membrane potential.